Molecule: messenger RNA, 2082 nt
Organism: Thalassophryne amazonica
Lineage: Eukaryota; Metazoa; Chordata; Actinopteri; Batrachoidiformes; Batrachoididae
Product: neuronal acetylcholine receptor subunit beta-2-like
Exons: 6
Coding region: 419-1918 (499 amino acids)
Biological process (GO): monoatomic ion transmembrane transport; chemical synaptic transmission; regulation of membrane potential
Cellular component (GO): synapse; neuron projection; postsynaptic membrane
Molecular function (GO): acetylcholine-gated monoatomic cation-selective channel activity; transmembrane signaling receptor activity
Source: RefSeq, a predicted model, not a curated record
CCUUCCCUGAGGGGUUUCUUUCUGUUAUCGCUUCCAGUUUGUUUUGGCAGGUGUCAAACUUGGUGAGUCCAGAGUGAAACUGACGCACGCCGAGGGAGCGCGCCUGGCGGACGGUGUGAGGUUAAAACCGAAGGUUUUGCGUGUAGCCACGAGUUUCCUUCCCCGACACAUAUUUUUCUUCGCCUCCUGCGCGCUGUCGUUUCUGCAGCAGCGGUGGACUCGCUGCGCAUUUGCGCAAAGCGUCCUUCUUUUUGCAGCAAAGUCUCACCGACAUGCGGAUUCUUGUGCAGUGAAACCGCUGUAAAUCUCGUAUUUCUUUAAUCCCUCUCUUUUCUUCACAAAGAAGGAGAGCAGGAAGAAAUCACACGAGGAGCGCUGCGAGUGUCCGUGUGCGCGCCGCACUGGAGCGGAGGAAGCGAUGGCAGUCCCGGUGAAAACGGCUUUUAUUUUCCUGCUUCUCACUGUGGCAACUGCCUUGUGUGCUGAUGUGGAGGAGCGGCUGGUGAAUCAGCUCUUAUCACCUGAGCGCUACAACAAGCUGAUCAGACCAGCUGUCAACACCAGUCAGCAGGUCACCAUUUACGUGCAGGUGUCUUUAGCUCAGCUGAUCAAUGUGAAUGAGAGGGAGCAGAUCAUGACCACUAACUGCUGGCUCUCUCAGGUUUGGAAUGACUACAGAUUAAUGUGGAACCCCGAAGAAUAUGAAGGAAUCAAGAAAAUCCGUCUCCCAUCACAACAUAUUUGGCUGCCAGACAUCGUCCUCUACAACAAUGCCGAUGGGACGUAUGAAGUCUCCUUCUACUCUAAUGCGGUGGUCUCUAAUAAUGGUGAGGUGGCCUGGCUCCCUCCGGCUAUUUAUAAGUCGGCCUGUAAAAUCGAAGUCCGGGAUUUCCCUUUUGACCAACAGAACUGCACCCUGAAGUUCCGCUCGUGGACCUACGAUCACACUGAGAUUGACCUCAACCUCCUUAGUAAUUUUGCCAGCCGUGAUGACUUUAAGCCCAGUGGUGAGUGGGACAUUGUUUCUCUGCCUGGACGUAAAAACGAAGACCCUGAAGAUAUCAGGUAUCUAGAUAUCACGUAUGACUUUAUCAUCAAGAGAAAACCUCUCUUCUACACCAUCAACCUCAUCAUUCCCUGCAUCCUGAUCACUUCUCUGGCGAUUCUGGUGUUCUACCUGCCAUCAGACUGUGGUGAGAAGAUGACACUCUGUAUCUCUGUCCUCCUCGCUCUGACUGUGUUCUUACUACUGAUUUCAAAGAUCGUACCACCUACAUCUUUAGCAGUGCCUCUGAUUGGGAAGUACCUGAUGUUUACCAUGGUGUUAGUCACCUUCUCUAUCGUCACCAGUGUAUGUGUGCUUAACAUCCACCAUCGGUCCCCAAGUACACACACUAUGCCUCCUUGGGUCAAGCGGUUCUUCCUGUACCGACUCCCUUCCUACCUCUUCAUGCGGAGACCAGGUAGCUCCAACAUCCGAGAGAGGUUUCGGAAAAAGUACCAGCAGUCGCCAAACUCUGACCAGAAGCUGCUUGGGGCAGUGGGUGACACUGGCCGUGUGUCAGCACUGGCAGACUCUUCCUCAUCUUUUUACGUGAAUGAGGAACCGGCCAAAAGCUAUGGCUGGAAGAUCAGCGACUUGUCGAAGAACACAGAGUUCAGGAAGAGGAUGACGCUCAAGUGCAACAUUGAUGUGGAAGAUGCAGUGGAUGGAGUACGCUACAUUGCUGAGAAGAUGAAGAGUGAGGAUGAUGAUGAAGGGAUCAUUGAAGACUGGAAGUAUGUUGCCAUGGUAAUCGACCGUCUGUUCCUGUGGAUAUUUGUGAUGGUGUGUGUGAUCGGUACAGUGGGCCUCUUCAUGCAGCCUCUUUUCCAGAGUUAUAACACCCCCACUGUUGAUGAACUGGACCAGAACUGAUGCUGAAGUUACCAUGAAACUGUCUGAGCUUUGAAUCCCCUCAGAAUCAGAUUUCUGAUAAGAUUUUGACACACAUGCCUCCGCCUCCCCCCCACACUCCCACGUGGAAACAAUGCUGCUGCACUCCCCCACCCUGCAACCCCCUCACCCACCUCGUACCUGCG